GGAAUAAUCAUAUUAAUUUUACGUUUAUUUUUAUUUAUAGAAAUAUUUUAAAAUUAUAUCUUUAAAAAAUAUGAUAAUUAUAUAAUAUUUAUUGAUUAAACGAUAACUGUUAAAUCUUGAUAAGCGAAAGGUAAAUGACUAUAUAAACUGAUUGUUCUGUUAUCUGUAAAUAUAAACAUACAUUUCAGCAUGCAUAAAAAAAGCUAUAAUUUUUACGUAAAAUCGUAGUUUGAGAUCACGUAAAAUAAUAAUUAUAAUAUAAAUAUAUGUGUCCUUUGCAAAUAUUUUUGAAAUCAAUGAAUUUUUAUUUCAUUUAUAAAAAUAUAAAAUAAUCAUGAGCUUUAAUUCAUAACAAUUUCAAUAUUGUUAUAAAAUUGAUUAAUUUUGUUUUUUAAAAAUGUUCAUUUUUCACUGCAAUUGAAUUACAUAUACAUUAUGUCUGUUAAAUCAAAGAUUGGUCAUCAACUACAUACAUCGGCCAUCUAUACGAGAACAAAUAAAACACAUUUUAAAUGAAAAUCCGUUGUAUCUAAUUUAACAAUAAAAUUAAAGAUAAUUUUAAAUACUUAUAUAAUACAUGAUUAUAAUACAAAAUUUAAAUUUUUAACUUGCUAUUAAAAAAAUCUAUUAAAAAAACGAUUUUGAUUAAAAAUAACUGUAAUUAAUUACAAUUAGGAAAAAAAAAUCACCCCUGUGUAUAGAGGCACAAAUUUGAGAGAACGACAGUGCGUAACAGGCUUUAAACUACACCAGUUCGGAGGUUUUCGCGCGAUAAACAGCGAAGCGCCAUGAUUGGUCGGCGUAGAAAUUUGAUUCCGUUUCAUUCUUUCCUUUUCUUUCUCUCUGUCUCUCUUCUGGUUCGCGUCCACCGGCCGGCGUUAAAGAAAGACCGAGUAACGUUUCCCCAGGGAAGUCGUAAACGACGUCCAGAGAGACUCGAACCGAGCAGUUCCGAACAGUCUGUCAGAGACGGUGCUUUCGCGAACACGAUUCUCGUGCGUCGCUUCGUAAACGUGUGUGUACCGGUUCAAAAAAAGUUGUUACACACAGCCUCUAGUAGACCCCUGGCAACGCGUUGUCGCUUGAAAACAAUGACUGUACGUUCCAGUGGUUAGAAGUAACGAAGAAAUUACUGGCACAUAGCAUUCAAACCGUCUUUUUUUUUUUGAUCGAGGCCAGACGGCCACACUAGCUCUAGGAACGGCUCGACGCGUAUCGAUCUCAUACAAGGCUAGCAGAACGGAGCUGCCAUCUCAGCGACUCCUCCACAUGUGGACAUCGCCGUCCCGACUCAGGAUCGGCCGAGCACCCAGGAAAAAGACGACACCUUAAGGUGAUAGCUGCUGCAGCAGCUACCGCGACCGGUGAACGAUGGAGAACACCAGGAGAAAGUUGUCUUUCCUUGGUUUUGGCAAGAGGGUAUCGGUCGACGGUCAUGGCGCGGAAACGGGACCGGAACUCGACGAGGAGAUGGAGAAGGUUUUCGCAAUGGAUACCGGAGAGAAGUUCGACGUAGCCCGACUCGGCUCCCCUUCAGAAUCGGCUGGAUCCGAUCGAGAACGAGAACGAGGACCACCAUCGCGAUAUGGAGAUCGCGACUUCAAUCAGCAUCGAAAAAGAAGUUACCCCCAUCCGCACAUGCCCUUGAAAAGUCUUCAUUCCAGGUCUAUGCGACGACAUCUUUCACCCGAAGGAUCCACAGCGGAAGCCGGGCAAGAAGAGGAGAACGGACAGGUUGUGACAGGAAAUGGCGGUGGGCAUGAACUGGACACGAUGGACAAUGGAUUGUCUCCGACGAGCAUGCAGAACGCCGAUGACGAGACCACGGAAGAAAUGGAGAAUGUUGUCAGCAGCGAGAGCGAGGCACCGAUUUCGGAAAGGGCUGCUUCCGGUUUCAGCGACAGCCCGACCGUUGGCAGCCCACGCGUGCAAUUCGAGAAGAUCAAAGAGGAGGAGGUGCAUCACAGUUUCAAAAAGGACGAGGUGCCUAGCGUCGGUGCGUCCGCGAACCACGAUGAGGAUCGAAAGUGUCGAAGGCAUCAAAAACACGAGCACAAAAGACAUCAUCACAAAUCGCGAAAAUACUCGCUCCAAGAGGAUCCACAAUGGAGGAAACGAUCGGGAGCUGGUCUCCCGGAUGGGCCGGGUGUGCUUGCGAGGCGAGUGAGCGUACAACCGGAAGAGGCAAGCACCCUUCAAGAACUGGACAUCGACGACCUGGAGUCGCACAGAAGCGACGAUCCGCGCGGUAUGAGGCGUCACAAGGCGGCUCAUUCGACGGUCCAGAUAGGCCGGAAGAAGGAAGGUGGCAUACCCCAUGACACCUUUAAAAAAAUGUACGACCAUUCUCCGCACGAGGUGUUCGUCCAAUUGGACGAACUGUACGGGGUCGGUGAGGAAAGAGAGUGGAGGGAAACGGCCAGAUGGAUCAAAUACGAGGAGGACGUGGAGGAGGGAGCGGACAGAUGGGGCAGGCCCCACGUAGCUUCCUUGAGCUUCCAUUCCCUGUUGAAUCUCCGUAGAUGCCUCGAGACAGGCGUGGUUCUCCUCGAUCUCGAGGAGAAGGAUCUCCCUGGCCUGGUAUACAGGGUGGUCGAGCAAAUGGUGAUCGAAGAGCUGAUUCUACCGGAAGACAGGCCGGUAGUGAUGAGGGCGCUGUUGCUUAGGCACAGGCACGUCCACGAUCACGAUCGUGGAUUCCGUUUCGGCGGGAAACGGAAUUACGCCAGCUACACGAGCUUGCAGUCCGUCUGUCUGGAGGAAGAGGACGCUGCGCGGGAAGCCUCUGAGAACCAUGUAACCCAACAUAAUCUAAACGACGCGAAACCAAAGAUCGUGUCGUCGAACUUGGCCCUGGACAGCAAUCACACGGUGGUCGAUAUGAAGGAAGAGCUGACGUACACGAGCAGCAACGAGGAUCUGAAAAAGAGCCACAACGAUUACAUACUGAAGAGGAUCCCGGCCGGCGCCGAGGCCACGGUUGUCCUGGUCGGCGCGGUCGAUUUUCUGGACCAACCGACGAUCGCGUUCGUCAGGCUUGCCGAGGGUGUGUUCAUUCCAUCGAUCACGGAAGUCACGAUACCAGUAAGAUUCAUGUUCACGUUGCUGGGGCCGAGGAACGCUGAUCUAGAUUAUCACGAAAUCGGUAGAUCGAUCGCCACCCUAAUGGCCAAUACGUCGUUCCAUAAAGUCGCUUACAAAGCGAACGAAAGACGAGAGCUUCUUUCCGCGAUCAAUGAGUUCCUGGAUGAUUCGAUCGUUCUGCCCCCUGGCGAUUGGGAGAGGCAGGCGUUGUUACCUUUCAGCGAGCUGAAGGCGAAGAGCGAGGCCAUCAGGAAACGGAAGGCCAAGGCGCUUGAAGAGAAGAGCAAGCCUGUUCAAAGCGAGGCCGCUGUCAAGAAAGCUCUGCUUGCCGGCGAAGAAGAAAAGAAAGCUGCCGACGACGAUGACCCACUUCGAAGAACUAAACGCCCGUUUGGCGGGCUGAUCAACGAUAUCAAGAGACGCUACCCUUUCUAUCUCUCCGAUUUUACCGACGGUUUGAGUUCAUCUUGCCUAGCGGCGGCCAUUUUCAUGUACUUUGCUGCCCUCUGUACAGCCAUUACUUUUGGCGGGUUGAUGAGCGACAAAACGCAUAACGUCAUCGGCAUAUCCGAGACCCUGGUCUCCGGCUCCUGGACGGGAGUGGUGAUGGCUUUGUUUUCCACCCAACCUUUAGUCAUCAUUGGCACGACUGGCCCUCUGUUGCUGUUCGAUGAAAGUUUGUACAACUUCUGCCUGGCCAAUGAAUUGGAAUUCUUAACCGUGAGAGUUUACGUUGGAGCAUGGAUGGGAAUCAUAGCUCUAGCGAUCGCCUGUGUCGAGGGGUCCGUGUUGGUCAGAUUAUUCACGCGCUUCACCGAAGAAAUUUUCACAGGCUUAAUCUCCAUUCUCUACAUCGUUGAAACGUUCAUCAAGCUGUACAAUUACUUCGUGAAAAAUCCGUUGCUCGAUGAGUACAGUUUUAUUCCCGAGACGAAUCGAACGUUUUACCAAGAGCAGCCGUUGAACGUUACAGAGAUCGACGUUGUUUCCCCAAAGACUGGCGAGACGAUUGGUAUUCCGUUGAGCAAACCUCAAACUUUGAUACCAGCGCACAACGCAGCUGGAAUAUUGAUAAACCAGCCCAACACCGCGCUCAUGUGUACCAUUUUGUGUCUUGGUACUUUCCUCGGUGCUUAUUAUUUGCGCAUCUUCCGCAACAGUCAUUACCUCGGACGAAGUGCCAGAAGGGCCUUUGGCGACUUUGGCGUGCCCAUCAGUAUCGUUGUGUUUGCGUUGAUCGAUUAUCUGGCCAAAGUAAAAACGGAGAAAUUGCUGGUCCCGGAAGGUUUAACCCCGACUCAACCUGGUAGAAACUGGAUCGUGUCACCCGCCGGAGUGCAUAAACCUAUCCCUCUUUGGAUGGCCAUGGCUUGCAUCGUGCCAGCGUUGCUGGUUUACAUUCUUGUUUUCAUGGAAACUCAAAUCUCCGAGCUGAUCAUCGAUAAAAAAGAACGAAAAUUGCGAAAAGGCAACGGCUAUCACAUGGAUAUAGUAGUGGUGUGUUUAAUGAACGUCGGUUGUGGUUUGAUGGGCGCUCCUUGGUGUUGCGCCGCCUCCGUUCGAUCAUUAACGCACGUCUCGGCGGUGACAGUUAUGUCCCGUACUCAUGCACCCGGCGAUAAACCGCACAUCGUCGAAGUAAAGGAGCAGAGAGUGAGCGCUCUAUUAGUUGCCGUGUUGAUCGGCGUAAGUGUGCUGAUGGCGCCACUUUUGCGACGCGUACCAAUGUCCGUCCUUUUGGGAGUGUUUCUCUACAUGGGUAUCUCUUCGACGAACGGCGUCCAACUGUUCGAUCGCGUGAAGCUGUUUUUCAUGCCGGUGAAACACCACGGCACCGCUAAUUACGUACGGCGUGUACAAACGUACAAAAUGCACAUCUUCACCCUCAUACAAAUUUUGUGCCUGGCUAUACUGUGGAUUGUGAAAAGUACCAGGGCAGCCUUGGCACUUCCGUUCUUCCUGAUUCUUAUGAUACCUUUACGAGGUCAGAUGAACCACUUUUUUACCGCGGCAGAGCUACGGGCACUCGAUAGCAAAGGAUCGGAACACGAGAGUACCGAGGAUGAACCAGAUUUUUACGAGGAAGCUCCGUUACCUGGUUAGAUAGUGCCUUAUUCGACUUGUCCGAAAAAAUACCUCUCCUCUCUUCUCUUCCUGCAUUGUUUUCUUCCCUAACCUUUUUUUUUUUCUAUUUUUCUUUUCUUUUUUUUUUCUUCUUCAAAGAAUCACGCUAAUCUCCGUUACUUAUUACUUAUUAUUCUUAUCACGUAUCGAAGCGAUUCUAUAAUAUUAGCGCAAAUUCUUGAGAAAAGAUCUCUAUUUUCGUGAAAGAGCAAAUAUGUAUACCAAUGAAUUAAGAGAGGAUAAUGAAUUAAGGACGUAGAUAAGGGAUAAAUAAAAGGAUUUUGAUUCUCAACGGUGGUGUUAACUCGUUAAAUUCGUAAAAAUUAUUUUGUACUACAAAAUUUGUAAAUAAUCAAUAAUGACAUUAGAACGGGAUGAAAUGAGAAAAUGUAUUUUAUUGUGCAUAUAUUGAAUACGUGUAGGUAUUUGAAUUAUUACAUUUUAUUAAAUUAUGUAACGUGUAUAUUAAAAAUUACUAUUUGAAUUUAACAAGGAUUACAGACUGAUUAAAAUUAUGAUAAUUUUUUCAUAGAAAAUAAUUUAUUAUAAUGUAAAAUAAAACAAUAUUCAGUAUACCUACAUUUUAUCUGAUAUAUUCAUAAUCAAAACUUAAAAUUCGUUUCAUCUAUUUUCGAUUUGAUGGGAUAAAAAGGUGCCUCUACAGAACGGUGAUGAACGACACAUUGCUCAGGAAAAAUUUAGGCGUAAAGGCACGAGAUACGAGAGUGCCAAAUCAAAAGGUCAUAAAUUACAAAAUGGUGCUGGUCCGUCUAUAUAGAGAAAUAACUUAGAAGAAUUGAAAACUAAAUCUUUUAUAAGAAAAUUGUCCGAAUAGUUAUCAUUAGCUGUUCUCAUCGAUUAAUGUUAUAAAUCUAGUUUCUUUGGGACCGUAUAACUCAUUUCGUGCGAAAAAUUACAAUCAUUUAGCAAUAUUCGAUAAAUGUGUGUGCUUUAACGUUAUUUCCUUAGAUGAAAAUAAUAUUUUAUAAAUAUCUCAAAAUUGGAAAACUUAAAUUUUACAAAAUUAUGAAACUUAAUAACGGAUUUCGUUAUAUUUUCGACAUGUGUACUUAAAAGUAAAAUUUAUUAUACCGUCGAUUAUAAACGCAUCUUUUUUUGAAAAUUAUUCUACUCUUUUUUUUUUUUUUUUUUUAAUAAAAACUUUCCAUAAACGCUUUAUUAUAUAAAAAAAACAUCAUAUUUAUAAAUAUAAGUCAACUAUAUAAGACAACUCUUUAAAUCAAUCUAAUUAUUAUAAAUAAGAUUUAAAAUUCAAUAGUACGUUUUCAUGCAAUAAAAAAUAUUUACAUGUUAUUUACAUUACGUAUAAAUACGUAUUCUUUUCUUUUCUAAAAAUUGUAAUGUUACGAUGUUAUGAAAAAAAAUGCCUCAAUUUGUAAUAUUCUCUUUUUAUUCUGUUAUAAAGAGUAUAUAUUUAAUUUUUAAGAAAAAAAAUAUAUAUAUAUAUUUAAAUGAUAAUAAAAAGGGUACAUAUAUUUAGAGAAGUACCUGAUAUCAAUGAAACCGAUAACGGAAAAAAUAGUUUCGGUUAAUCGAAUAAUUUAAAAAAAUUUUGGUUCGAAUAAUUUAAAAAAAUGUAAGCCGUAAUUAUUACUUCAAACAACGUUUAUUUAAAUUUAUCAUCGUAUACUUAUUUAAAAAAAUAAUAUAUAAGAAAAAUUAAAGAAUUGUGAAAUAAUCUUUUCUAAAAUGUUUAAUUAAUGUUUUAUUUCUGUUAUAAGAAUAGAUCAGUAUUGAUAACUAUUUUACGAUAACUAUUAAUUUUACAAUAAUAAUUAUUGUUCCAAAUGUAAAAUUUCACAUUAAACAAGACCAAGAUAUAUAAUAAUAAUGAUAAUAAUAAUGUCAUCGUAUGUUAAAUACGUGCAAUAAAAAUGAAAAUCAUUAUGAAUAUUUUAGAUGCUAUUAUGAAAGAGAAAAGACAUUCUAUUUUAAUUGGUUAAAAUAUUUUGCUAAUCCGCAAGAGUACUUUAUUAAAAACUCAACUCUAAUCCUAAUAUUUACAUAAAGACAAAAAUAUAAUCGCAUUACUUAUUAUUACUUAUUUAUACAAAAAAUACAAAAGCUACGAAUCGAGAAUAUUGUGCUGCAUAAUUUGUGAUAGAGGUCCAGAAUUAUUAUAAGAACAAAAAGUUAGCAGUACUUAUGAGCAUAUACUAAAGCAUGAAAUUUUUAACACUGAAUUUCAUUAGAUAUAUCUAAUAAUACAUUAACAUGUUAUUAUAUACAUACUACUGAUAUUACCUAUAUUGAAAGAUUAUCAAGAUAAGUAUUGAAUUGUUAUGAGUUCGUAAAAGAAUUGUACAUAAUCUAGUUAUCAUACAGUAUUAAAAAGUAAUAAUUAGUAAUAGAUUCUAGUAGAUGAUUUAUGCCUUAUAUUAGACAAACAAAUAAAUAUAUUAUUUCCUCUCUA
Messenger RNA from Apis cerana (Asiatic honeybee), 7642 nucleotides. RefSeq names its product anion exchange protein Ae2 (gene Ae2). Lineage: Eukaryota; Metazoa; Arthropoda; Insecta; Hymenoptera; Apidae. Gene Ontology annotation, biological process: bicarbonate transport; monoatomic anion transport; transmembrane transport. The record is from RefSeq and is a predicted model, not a curated record. Gene Ontology annotation, cellular component: plasma membrane. Gene Ontology annotation, molecular function: solute:inorganic anion antiporter activity; monoatomic anion transmembrane transporter activity.